AUCUCACUCUCGCGCACACGCGCACACACACACACACACGCACACGUACAUGUACAAACACUUGUAUCAGUGUCAGGUUGUUUGUCAUAACGCCCCUUCUCCUAGAACGCCUGUCAUGUCAAUCAACAGACCAAAGAGUCUAUAAGUGGACGCUUACGUGACUGUCUUGAACUUUGACCCCUAGUGUUUGCUUCUUCCCAUCUAUCACGUGGUUCGAAUAAUCUAUGACGUCAACAUAUACAAAUAAUAUCUCGCAGCAUAAGAUGUACUUAAACGUUAAGGUAGCUUUGCGACCUAGUCAUUUACUGACGCCUAGUUGAUAUAGAUGUUCAUAUUUAUGUUACCUAAAGACGUGAUGUCGAGAUAUAAGUGUGCCGUCCUUCAGUGUGUUAUUUUGGUCUUAAUGACCGUCACGAUAGCCAAGGCUCAGUGGGUUGAGACGAACGACAUUCCUUAUAACGUUGGUCAUGUUUUCAGUAAAAUCAACCGCCUCAGAUCUCAGUAUCAAGAACCUCAAGAAGAAUCUCAGCAGCAGAUUCUAGUGAACUCUCUUCUUUACAAUGGAAAAUCCGUGGAUCAUACUACGGUGACGUCUUUAUUAGAAGGCGUUAGACAGCUAAAGGCUGGGGCCCUGGACGUCAACGUCUCCGAGACUUGCUUCAAUAGAACUGUGCAAUAUCUCGAGGGACUGAUGAAUAGGCAAUACUGGGCCAUAAGAAUGUUUGAUGCCUCGGCCAAACUACCAAGCGGUGUGCUGGACGGGAAUUUCAGAUGGCUGGGUUCCUACAGCGAGUGUCUGGCCGUGGACGCCUAUGUCCAGUACAAUGUGACCAACCCUGACAACACCACCUGGACAGCGGAUGACCAGUUUGGUGGACAGUACUGUACGGGCUACGUAGGGAUACAACAGCCCGGCCUACCACCUGCGACUCUUAGCAUUGGUUUAUGUGUUCCAGCAGGAUGCAGUAACCAAGACUUGAGGCACUUAUUGAACGCAUUUAUAUCUAUCCUACGAAUAAAAUCUCCACUUUUGGAUAAGGCUGCUUUUGCCUGCAACAAACAAGACCGACCGUUGAACAGCGGUGCAAUUGCAGUUAUAUGCAUCGCAGGGUUAGUUGUGCUAUGUGUACUUAUUGGAACCAUAUAUGACAUCGUACACCAGAACAUGGGUUUUAAUCACAAACCAUUGAUUCCAUAUGCCAGUGAGACAAAAGUCAUCAGUAAUGGCGCUGCCUCCAUAAGUGUUGAUGAACACACACCACUAAUACAUUCUCAGAAAAAUGUGGGUUAUUCGAAUUCCGAAAAUAAUGGCGCAAAUGGCAUUAUGCAUAAGAUCCUUGUAGCUUUUUCUGUAUACACAAACGGUGCCAAAGUUCUGAACACCAAGCAAGCCAGUGGGGCUCUCACUUGUGUCAACGGAAUACGGUUUCUGAGUCUCUCCUGGGUUAUUUGGGGACACACAUACUAUUUUGCAGCAACCGUGACUGAUAAUAUAUCCUCUGUAACUCAGGAUUUAAUGAAACGGUGGACGAUGCAAGUCUUAAUUAGCGGUCCCUUUUCCGUGGAUUCUUUCUUUGUUCUGAGCGGUCUUCUUGUCACAUAUCUUACCAUGAGAGAGAUGAAGAAGGGGAGUGGUAGAUUUAGGAUCAACUGGGGACUAUAUUAUUUCCACAGAUUCUGGAGACUAACCCCGCCCUAUAUGUUGGUGCUUUUGGUGUAUGUUCCCACUAUAUACUACUGGACAAACGGCCCUAUGUGGGUCAGUACCGUUGAUGGUUUCGACCCUUACUGUGGCGAAUCUUGGUGGACAAAUUUACUCUACAUAAACAAUGUUGUAAAAUCAAAGAAAAUGUGCAUGGGUUGGUCCUGGUAUCUAGCCAAUGACAUGCAGUUCUUUGUUAUCAGUCCUCUAAUUCUGUUUCCUCUGUUUUGGAACGAGAUAAUUGGCGUGGGUGUUUUGCUUGCAACUCUGCUCGGAUCAUGGAUAACAACUGGUAUAGUGUCCAACGUCAAUCAACUCGCACCAGGAUCUCCCAACCAGGCAGGAAGUUUUGACAUGUUAUAUGUUAAACCAUGGAUACGAAUAGGACCUUAUUUAAUAGGGAUGCUGGUUGGUUAUAUAUUGUACGUUACUGAAUGCAAACCCAAACUUAACAGGUUAACUGCAUUAAUUGGCUGGAUGGUAGCUACGGCAACUGCCCUCGCACUGGUAUACGGCCUUUAUGACGUUUACCAAGGUCACCCGCUCAGUAACGAUGUUGGCGCAUUUUACAACGCAGUCUCAAGAACCGCUUGGGGUGCGUGUGUUGGUUGGGUUAUAUACGCCUGCUGUACUGGAUAUGGAGGGUUCGUGAACACCUUAAUGUCCUGGAAGGCGUUUGUACCUCUGAGUCGUCUGACAUACUGUGCCUAUCUCAUCCAUCCAAUCAUUAUGUAUGUGGUAUAUGUGGGGAGAGAGACGCUCAUACAUGCCACAGAUGUGACAAUGACAUAUAUUUACUUUGGAAACAUAGUGGCGUCGUUUGCCGGUGCUUUCAUCGUAUCCAUGGUCUUUGAAGCUCCAAUGAUGGGGCUUGAAAAAGCUAUAUUACGGCGGGAAAAGUCAGCAUAGACUGCUGGAAAUACAUGGAGCAGAGGAACAAAUCCGUAUAAGGCAAAGCUGAUCUUCUAUCCAUUCUUACUUUUAACCAAACUUAAAUCCAAUGGGAUCCUACAUUCCCAAGUGCAGCUUUUAGAUUUCUUAUAAAGUUUCUGCUUAAUCACUUGCAACAACUGAAUCGGCUAAAGAGGGGUAGUUUUUCACAGUUACGUAAUGUAAUAAUAACAAAAUCAAAUGGGCAACUUUCUUGAAGUAGUUGUGUAUCAUAUAACAUGCCCCGGGUCGACAAUGCAAUUUAAGUAAUGGUCAUGAUGCAUUACCUCGGAAAUGGGACUGUUCUUACAGUAUGCACGCUUAUCCAUAUUUGGAGACUUUUUAUUUAUAUUUGAAUGCAGACUUUUGAUUGUUAUUUAAAUUCUUAUGGUGCCAAUAUAAACGGAGUAUGUAUGUUUUUUUAAAAGGACUUCAGUUAAUUGAUGUCAGUGUAAAAAUGUUUAAUAUUUGAGACGAAUAAUGCAUUUUAUUUGAACAUACAAUUUUUAAUUGCGAUUUAUACUUAUUUAUACUAUUUGAUGAAUGACGCUGUGCGUAAAUGGGCGAGUCAAUUUUUUAACAUAUGGCAGUUCGACUAACUUCUUUCCACCCACGCUCAUUUGUAAGUGAACAAUCGAUAUAUCACUUGUAUUUAACCAUAGGAGUUUUUAUAUUUAUAAAUAAAGGAUUUUUGAUAGAUAUAAGAG
Messenger RNA from Lingula anatina, 3339 nucleotides. Its product is annotated as nose resistant to fluoxetine protein 6. Lineage: Eukaryota; Metazoa; Brachiopoda; Lingulata; Lingulida; Lingulidae. The record is from RefSeq and is a predicted model, not a curated record. Gene Ontology annotation, molecular function: acyltransferase activity, transferring groups other than amino-acyl groups.